Messenger RNA from Girardinichthys multiradiatus, 4284 nucleotides. RefSeq names its product fibroblast growth factor 12a (gene fgf12a). Gene Ontology annotation, molecular function: fibroblast growth factor receptor binding; growth factor activity. The record is from RefSeq and is a predicted model, not a curated record. The coding region runs from base 926 to 1699 and encodes 257 amino acids. Gene Ontology annotation, biological process: cell differentiation; positive regulation of protein phosphorylation; positive regulation of gene expression. Lineage: Eukaryota; Metazoa; Chordata; Actinopteri; Cyprinodontiformes; Goodeidae. The transcript has 6 exons. Gene Ontology annotation, cellular component: cytoplasm.
AGAAAAGGGGGAGACUGUAGACCAUUCAGUCCCGCGAUGUAACGCACAGACUGCGUUCAUUCGGGACGCACUGGGGAAAAAAACUCCUUUAUUAUUUGUGCGCUACAACAAAAAGCACUUUGCUUCAACUAAUUGUUGCUCUUCAGACACACAUCGCUCCCCACUGGCUUCAUUUCCAGCGCUGCAGCAUCCUUGCAGAGUAAAGCCCCUGCUACCGAUUCCAUUUUUUUUUUCGCCAAGACUGCGUUUAGAGGUGCCAUCGACGGAACCGAGGGCUGGGCUCACAUAUGUGGGCUCCUGUCUGAACCAGCGGCGGACGGUGUCAUUGUUCAAUGUGCAUUGAGGUAACGAUGUGAAACAACAAGCAAAGGAAGUUAGGGCCGCUUUGUUUCUCUUUUUGCACGCAGAGGCGCGCAUUACUCGGGUUUAGGUGGACACGCAUAAUUAAAGAGGCAUCAGGGAUCCUUAGGACGGACUGCUGUGCAGAGGAAGAUUCGUGCUCGUCGGACGCGGCUCUGUUCACCUGGAAUACCUGAAGCUCUCCAAUGACAACUCAGCUGCACCGACCGCCGAACACUGUUGCAUGUUUUAACGACUCAUAUUUCGGUCCCCAGCGGCCCUACCCGUAGGUUUAUGUUGCGGGUUCGUUAACUGCUGAUUUUAAGCUCCCCUUCGGAUGCGAUCGGAACUCAGAACAGUUGCAUGCAACUGUCUCCUCAAAGACGAUGCAUGACAUGCAACGAUGCGCGGGACUCACAUAAUGUUCUAAUCGGGAUGACAUUUAGUUAAAACUCUCGGCGGACCGAGACCCAGAACUGACGUUUUUGUCCCGUGUGCUUGUGUACCACGCAAGGGGAGCGCAUCGAGAUCCGACCUCUGACGGCGGCGACUAUAGACUCCCUCUUUGCAGUUCGGGUUCGGGCAGAUGGCUGCUAUCGCCAGCUCCCUGAUCCGGCAGAAACGCCAGGCGAGGGAAUCCAACAGCGACCGCGUCUCUACUUCAAAACGUCGCCCCAGCCCCAGCAAAGACCCCCGCUCUCUCUGCGAGAGACAUUUCUUAGGGGUCUUCAGCAAAGUCCGUUUCUGCAGCGGCAAGAAAAGACCCGUUCGGCGGCGACCAGAUGCACCCUUGAAACCUCCACAGGUGUCCCAUAAGGGCUGCAGGCUAGAGCCACAGCUGAAAGGCAUCGUGACACGACUGUUCAGCCAGCAGGGAUUCUACCUGCAGAUGCAGCCGGAUGGGACCAUCGACGGCAGCAAGGACGAGAACAGCGACAACACCCUGUUUAAUCUUAUUCCUGUGGGUCUGAGAGUGGUGGCCAUCCAAGGGGUGAAGAGCGGCUUCUACAUCGCCAUGAAUGGCGAGGGCAUGCUCUACAGCUCGGAGGUGUUCACACCAGAGUGCAGGUUUAAGGAGUCAGUUUUUGAAAACUACUAUGUGAUCUACUCGUCCACUGUAUACCGGCAACAGGAGUCAGGCAGAGCAUGGUUCCUUGGCCUCACAAAGGAGGGGCAAGUCAUGAAAGGCAAUCGGGUCAAGAAAACUAAGCCCUCAUCUCACUUUGUGCCCAGGCCUAUUGAAGUUUGUAUGUACCGGGAGCCAUCGCUGCAUGAGAUAGAGGAGAAGCACCGCUCCAGGAAGAGCUCAGGGACUCCCACCAUGAACGGAGGGAAAGCUGUCAAUCAAGACUCCACAUAGCACCAGCUACAAGGACUUCCAGCAGGGGGGGGGGGGGGUUCAAUUUCAAUUUCACAGUUUUCAAUUUCACAACUCCCCCUGAGAUUUCUGCACCUCCAUACUCUUUUUAAAUAAAAUGAGGGCGUGGGACAAUUCCAAGGAGCUAAUACUGUACAACCAAGACAACAAAAACAAAACUGAACUCUUGCCUGUGAAAACGUUUUAGAUAUCUAUAUAUAUAUUUACAUAUAUAUAUUCUUGACCAACAUUUUAUGCAAAACUGAGAAAUAGGCUGUGAAAACAAAGGAAUUGUGGUCUCUCUUCACAUAUAUACAAACAUCUGUCAUUUCUAUGUUAUGUUGUGAAAAACAAGCUUUAAUACAUGUUCAUUUAAUUCAAGACCUUUUUCCUAAACUUUAUUGGAAUUUUUAUGCUUUACUGUAUUAUUGUUGGAAAGCAAAUCCUAAGUCAUUAUCAUUAUUACCAUCAUUACUAAUUUACUGAGCCCAAUUACUAUGAGGGUAAUAGUGGUUCAGAUUUGUUGACUUUUCAGUUAUGAGUUUUUUAUCUUACUAGAUAAUCUCAAAUGAAGGUCGAAGGUCAAGGCUGAAAGUUACUACUGGUUGGAUGUAAUUUACUCAGGUGUGUCCUGUAAGUUAGACCAAUGUGACUCAUAGGGAAUUACCUUCCCUGUGUUAUCCUGCUGUAGCAGGACAGAACUACAUCAAGCAAUAUCAUAAAGGGCAAACUGGAAUGUUAAUAAUAGUAAACUGACAACACAUUGCUGCAGCUUUUGUGUGCAAAUGAAUGACAAAGAAAGUUGCAUAGGUAGGUAAACGUAAGAAUAGGAAAAUACUAUCUUGCUACAGUUUUAAUAUGAUAGCAGAAAUUGUUCGUUUGCAAAGACGUGCAAACUUUACAAAAUUAAACAUUAAUGAUUUUUCUCCAAAGUCGCCCUGUGAUGGACUGGCGACCUGUCCAGGGUGUAUCCCGCCUCUCGCCCAUAGACUGCUGGAGAUAGGCACCAGCUCCCCCGCGACCCACUAUGGAAUAAGCGGUAGAAAAUGACUGACUGACUGACUGAUUUUUCUCCAAAAGCUGAAGGGCCGGUAAUGACCAACAUCAGUACAUUGAGCCAUUGCUGCUAAAGGUGACUUUACACUUGCACCUCAAGAGAUGCUGUUAGCUGUAUCAAAUUUUAAAAUAGAACUCUAUAUUAAGAACUAUAUGAGCAAAUCAAGAAGUGCUCUUUGACUGAAGACGUGUUGUUAUUUUAGAAUGAAAGAGAAGCUGAAUUUUGUGUAGCAGGCUUAGUGGUGAAUUAGUUAACUUUCAAGAAUUUUAAGUUUCACAACCACUUUUACAUUUAUUAUGAAAUUUUUGGGAGAUGUUUUAGCACUGACGGACAGGAUGCCUGACUGUUCAAUAAAUCACUGAUCUGUCAUGCUACUAUUUCAAUUAUAAUUGCUGUCCCAUCACAGUGAAAGCUGAAGGUUUCAUUGUGCAACCGCCCAUGUAAUGAGCCAUUUGCUGUAUUAUGAAGAGUUUAUUUUUCACAAAUCUACAUUCUUACAGGGCUGUUUAGACUUGGUGAUUUGACUGGUACACUUCAUAGUGUGUACCCUGCUAUACUCAUUCGUAGCCUCCUCUUUAGUUUAUCUAUCUCAGGAAGUUUCACAGCUGUUUCAGUGAUGGAGUGGGACUUAAAAGAUGGCGGCUUAUGGUCCAGACCUCAUUGCACAAAGCCUGGUGUUUUGUCAUGGAGGUUGACAGUGCACAGCUUAACCUAGCCAUUUUAGAAAGGCUGGAAAGAGAAAACUGACAAUGACAAAGCAUGACCAUCGCAUGACUGUAAAAGUCUCUUUAAGUUUGAGGUGAAAAUAAAAAAUAAAAAAGUUGACUUUGAGGAGCAUAUGUUCAAACAUUUUAUAUGCAACUGUUUCAGUAUUUUGGUGAGGGUUUAAACUUGGGUGGAAACCCUUGGUUGCCAUGUUGGUAGUUUGUACAGUUAAUAGCACACGUUCAGCUACACAGAGCAAAUGGCAGUGGGUGUAUCGACAUGGAUCUGGGAGGGUCUUCGACUUGGAACCCAGGCCCACAGCUGAUAUCUGCAAGAGCUAAUGGUAGAUUAGUUCAAAUUCCACUUCAUCUCCUGCAGUACUGCAUUACUGUGAAUCGUACAUUAUAAUUAAUGUGACACUGAAAGUCAAAAGGCAAGACCAGCAUAUAUGUAUCUUUUUACAGACGUUUAUAUUGUGUAAAUGAGAUAUUUGUGGAGUUAAAGCCGUGCAUGAAACUGGAUAUCUACAUUGUCAGCCGACAGCAGAAUGGACAGAUUUUGGAAAUGAAUGAAAUGAGUAAGGCGGCAAAAAACAGCAAAGCACUUUUUUGUGGGUUUAUUGAUGUAUGAUAAGUGGGGCAAAUGCUGUGGUUUUUGAAAUAUUGAAUAUAAUUUCAUAUUUUUAUGUUUGCAGAUGAUAUCACUGCAUUCAAACACACUCAUGUAUGCAUUAUGAAUUGUGAGAUAAUAAAAAAUAUGCAUUGAUUAUCAAAUUCAGAAUGAAGUUAGUGAUUGUUUAAGAAUAAAGAUUAUGUUAUCAAAAAAA